Messenger RNA from Microbotryum saponariae, 1513 nucleotides. Lineage: Eukaryota; Fungi; Basidiomycota; Microbotryomycetes; Microbotryales; Microbotryaceae. The record is from the annotation of a GenBank genome assembly.
AUGGCCUGCUCCGUACGGACCACCGAAGUCUCUUCGCAGUCAGGUUCGUGUCGGACGGCCGGCUCUACAUCUAAUUCGACCUCGCCGACGACGUCCAUCUCGACUUCGACCUCGCGCAGUCGGGACUUUAGACAAGCCGACGCGGAUGCCGUGUACAAACUGGCGCAGGAAGAUUUACCAUUAGGAAUCAAAGUCAAGGAUGCUCUACGUAUCAUCGACCAGGCGAUAGAGGACUACGGGUCAGUGGAGGGCAGCAUCCAUUCGCAUUCAAAUCGUGAGGUGAAGAGCUGAUUCCACGCCUUCUCCUGGGGACGAUUCCUCAACAACGUAGACUUCAACAUGUGGCACUCAGCUUCAAUGGUGGAAAAGACUGUAGGUGUUUGCAGGAUGCCUUUUUUGGUCGACUUGGGGGCGAUUCGUCGAACCUCGCGGUGCUGAGCCGGAGCUGACAAAUUGACUCUGUCCAUCAUCAUACGAUACCAUCGACUCGGUGCACCGUUUUCGCUACAAUUCGGAAACGACGGAGUCAACAGGCACGGUCCUCGUCCAUCUCUUGGCCGCCGCAGCCUUCCGAUCACAGCGACCCACCGACCACAACUCUAACUCCAACUCCCACUCCCACUCCACCUCCAUCCCCUCCACAACUCCAACCCCCACCUCCGCCUCCCCCCCUCAUCUCGAAUGCGUCUACGUGCGCUGCGCAUCCCCCUUCCCCCAAGUGGAGACCUUCGUCGAGACAUGUACCCAACGAUACCACCUCAACCUCCGAGCCGUCGAUGGUGGGAUGAAGGAAGCUCUGCAGAACUAUCUGGACCAGAAGAAGCAGGAGGUGCCGAUCCAGGCUGUAUUGGUCGGAACGAGGAGGCAUGAUCCCCAUGGAGGUAAAGUACUCGACUCUAAACUCUGUUUCACCCACAGUUCGGACUGACUCUUUUCUUAACUGAAAUUUUGCUCGCAGAACACCUGACACCCUUCGCUCGUACGGAUGGGGGAUGGCCCGAUUUCAUGCGCGUGCACCCGAUUCUCGAUUGGACAUACAAGGAGAUCUGGGAUUUCUUACGACACCCGGAACUGACGUUGGGGGGAUCGAAAGAAGCGGGUUUGAUCGAGUGGUGUGAACUGUACGACUAUGGGUGAGUAACGACGUAACUCGUCUAUUCCCACAGAAGGGGUACCAAAGCUGAAUGAAAACCUCUCCUUCUCGGCACGACACAGGUACACCUCCCUAGGCUCUACGUACAACACUUUCCCAAAUCCGAUGCUGAAAGCGAUCGGAGAUGCAUCCGUUAAAGGAGGGUGGAGACCGGCAUGGGAGUUGAAGGAUGAGACUCAGGAAAGAGCAGGGAGGUGAGUCACUUUCCCACUAUCAUGAUUCCUUGAUGUCGCCCGAGGCAUCUUGCAGGCGCAGAAGAACCUCGUACUGAUGUCAAGGGGUUGGGACCGACCGAUGAACAGAGAUGCUAAGCUUAUGAAGCAAGUGAUCGAAGUGGCGGAGCAGAUCGUCACCCUUUGA